UUACUACCACGGUUAUUGCCACAAAUCAAGAGGGCAAAGUGAACGGCAUGGGACUCACACCAACUUUAACGAAAUUGAGUUUGGUUCCUACUUCUGCGAAGUUCACGGCCAAGAAUUUCACAUGCAGAUGAUAUACAAACAAGGGAGAAUGGAGACAGAAUUUCUAGGUGCAUCCUGAGUGCUGAAUUGGUUGAUUUUGAAAAACUCAUAGCCUCAAACUCACAACAAAACAUGACAAGCCUUUCGAGGUUUAGUGGCUGCCCUCUCUCUUGCGUCAACCCCGGGGAGAGCAAUACUGAACCCAGCGUGGUGCUGCCACCUUUGGCAGGAGAGCACAUGGGACACCCCACUGGCAGUUCCUUAAAACUCUGCCCCUCGCACAAUUUGCGAGACUACCCCGAGACGAGGUCCAGUGCAUAUGUUGACCAUUCGGUUCCCACUUUUGCAGACUCUGGAUACCCCAGCCACCGCUUAGAGCACAGCCCUAGGGGCAUUAUCAUUGGAGCCAAUCUCUCUGGAGCCGGCAUGCCACCCGUCACUGAUCAACUGGCAUCAAGAGUGAGCCAACAUGGCGGGAUUGGAAGGUAUCAUCGUGACUUUGCUGGCUGCAGAGACAACAGAAGCCAUGCUUUUUUCACGAGUUACCAGGAGCAGGCCCACGCCUCCACGGACGCGUCUCGAGACCUCGGCAGCCAGAUGAUGCUGGGUCUACCUGGCGACCUCCUCACCCGGACUCACCACUAUGGCCAAGCUCUUAACCCCAAGGGAAACGGCCAGCAACUUGUCACACAAUUCCUGGGUCUCUACAAACCCCUCAACAUGGCAAUCCAGCGAGGAGGAGGAGGUGAUGCUUUCCUCAGGUGCUCCAAACAAACAGUGAAGCACGAGCUGGUGUGCAAGUGGAGUGACGGCCAAGAGGGGGCCGGGAAGCUGCCUUGCUCCAGAGCCUUCGGGUCCAUGUAUGAACUUGUCACCCAUGUGACAGUGGAGCAUGUCGGAGGACCCGAGCACUCCGAGUAUGUCUGUCACUGGGAGAACUGCGCGAGGGACAGGAAGCCUUUCAAAGCCAAAUACAAGCUGGUGAACCACGUUAGAGUGCACACAGGGGAGAAGCCCUUUCCCUGCCCCUUCCACGGCUGUGAGAAAGUGUUUGCACGAUCAGAGAACCUCAAGAUCCACAAGAGGACCCACACAGGUGAAAAACCUUUUAAAUGUGAGUUUGAGGGCUGCAACCGGAGGUUUGCGAACAGCAGCGACAGAAAGAAACACUCUCACGUGCACUCCAGCGACAAACCCUACAUGUGCAAGGUCAGGGGCUGCGACAAGUGUUACACCCACCCGAGCUCCCUGCGGAAGCACAUGAAGCUCCACUGCAACAAGGACCACGUCUCCAAAAGCGGAGACGCGCGUCCUGGAGACAUGGGUCACUCUGCGGAGGCCAGGUCAACACGAGUCCCGGAUGGAACUCAGGUCAGCCCCCCUCUUCCCCCUACCUCUACUCAAGAUGUCCCCCUGUCCCCAGAGAGUCGAGACGAGUCGACCCCGAGGUCACGUUUCCAUCACACGUUUGACAGCAGUUUGGACUACUCCGCACACAGGUCACAGCCCCUCUUAGACCCUUUGUUGCUGCAGAGAGGCAGCUACAGGUCCCAGUCCUCCCAGUACCCCUGCGGCCAGACAGGUCACACAUUUGCCCAGAGUUCCAGGACUUUCCCCUCCUCUUCUCCCUUUCAGAAAAGUCUUGUGAACGGAUGGUACACAUGCCACAGUGGCGUGGACAACUUCCAACCAAAGCAGUAUAACAACAUCCCCUCGCUCUGAGGUCCUGCUCUGACUCAGGCGGACGCAUUUUUGGGCCUAUUUUUUUCAUGUUAUACCAUAUAAACACGCAGCUGUAUCUCUAUUACUCUGUGUCUUUGUGAAUGUUGUAUCAGUUAUUAUGUGACACGUCUCGAGUCAUCUUAUAUUGAAAUUGUUGCAUUGUGAAAUGUAGUGAGCUUAAUUUGUUGUUGUGAGGCCUGUCCGGUUGGCUCUGGCUUUAAGCCUGAAGCGCCAUCUCUCACAUGAGCUAUAAGAAACUUAAAUGUUUAUGCAUAAUUGUUCGCUGUGUUACAUUAUUAUGAAAGAUAUCUAUCAUAAUUGAGACAAAAAAAAAGAUGACAAAUCUAAUGUAGCUUAAAUCUGCGCAUUUUGGGUCCUCUGAACUUAUUAGCUUACUGGAAAAUGAAAGGAAAUGCUGAAUGUAUAGCCCUGAUUUUAGGGCUUUUUGUGAAUGUAAACCAGAUGUAAUGUACGUCGGGAAGAUAGAGGCAUUAUUCAUGUAUGUAUGUAUGUCCUAAGAUUAAAUAAAUAUCUGAAAGAUCUUAAAUUGAAGACCUAACCUGUCUGCGCAGUGGGCCUGCAGCAUGAUUUGUCUGUAAUAUGACUGCGCAUGGCUCACAGGGUUACAUUUUUCUCCCUUUGAUUAAGUUCCACUUUUCGAGCCCUUUUUUACUUCACAUUCUUGUUUGUAUUAUCUGUAUUUUUCCCAUUUCUGUGCAAAGUAAGCCCAGUGUGAGCACAAGCUAGUGUUCGUGAUACUAUUAAACGCGUUUAAUUAGCAUACAGUUCUACUGUACAUAAGCACAUUGUAUAAUUAAUUAUGUAUUCUAUAUUUUAUUAAAGUGUCUAUAUUCUCUUUGA
Labrus mixtus (cuckoo wrasse) is the source of this 2682-nucleotide messenger RNA. RefSeq names its product zic family member 6 (gene zic6). Gene Ontology annotation, biological process: central nervous system development; regulation of transcription by RNA polymerase II. Gene Ontology annotation, cellular component: nucleus. Bases 232 to 1821 code for a protein of 529 amino acids. Lineage: Eukaryota; Metazoa; Chordata; Actinopteri; Labriformes; Labridae. Gene Ontology annotation, molecular function: RNA polymerase II cis-regulatory region sequence-specific DNA binding; DNA-binding transcription factor activity, RNA polymerase II-specific. The transcript has 2 exons. The record is from RefSeq and is a predicted model, not a curated record.